AUGGAGCUGCAGCAUCGUUCAAUUCAAAUAAAUUCUGUUCGUUCUCUCACAACUGAUAUACUAAACAACCCGUCUUCAGCAAACGUUUCUCCAAAAGGAAGCAACAGCCCUUCAACCCUAGAACAAUUAUGGUCUUUAGUGAAUUCUCGUAAUGGAAUUAUUACUUCCAAUGCAGUUUCUGGGUUAGUUUCUCUUGUUCGCGCGGAAGCGUUACCCUGGCUGAGUGUGCUCAAUGGAUUCACUGACGCUUUAGAUACAGCUCCUUCACAUAGUCUAGCAGUAGCUAGUUUAUUAGAGGGAAUAACUAGUGUGCUCGUUUUUCAACUCGAAAGUCAUAUUGUUUAUCCGUUUAACGUUGCAGGUGAAAGAAUACAUCCGUUUAUUAUUGCCGUGACAAAAAAGUCUGAGACAUGGGUGCCCUUGCUUUCGCAAAUAGAAUUGAUACUUGAACCUAGUAGGGUUGCUAUUCAUAAUCCGUCAGAUAAAUUAAGGUUUUUCAAUGAUGCAUUGGAAAUGUUGAAACCUUUUUUGAAUUUUGUACUUUUGGAUGGAGUAGGAGCUGAAAAGCAAUGGUCUCUGGAAAUUAUUGAUUUGCUUUUUCGAUGUCUUCAAAACACAAUUGAUGAUGAUUCAUUUAUAAGAUUUCGUGAGAAGUUGGUAUAUUAUUUACUUGGAGUAUCGCAAAAGAUCCCAUUUGUUUCUCAUAAUUAUCAUACAAAGAGCCGUCAACUUCAUCUUGUUCGGUCUCUGGUUCACGUUUUACGCGUUCCUUACAUUCGAAAUUCUUUACAGUAUAAUGUUGUACAAGAAUUUAGUUUAUCACUUGGACUACAAAUUCUUUCUCUAUUAUGCGAUGCUCACUAUAAUAAGCAGUCGCUCAAUGAUUAUCUCCGUCUAUUAACACAGCUUGUUAAUCUGCAAACUGGGAUGGAGACGAGGCUCCCAGAGCAUAACUUUAUUCUCUUUUGGCCUGCACUUUGCUAUUUAUUGUUGGAUGCUCAAUCCGUCGAAUCUCAAACUUUAAUUAUAGAUCUUUUGGAUAAUUCAUUAAGAGAACAACGAAAAAUUGAAACAGCAGAUGACAGAAUACCUCCAAUGUUGAUUGACAUUGUAGUUUUGCCUUUGUUUCAAUUGGUUGCUGAGGUUGCGUCAGGAACUGUUAGAAAUCAGGCUAUGGAGUUAAUUCAAAAGAUUGAAAAGUAUCGUGAAGCAACAGAUCAUGACCGGCUUCUCUCAAAUGCAGAACAAAAAGUUGAAAAAGAGGUAUCAGUCUUGCUUAAAUCUUCAAGUGUAAUUGGAACUCUUGCCGACAUUCUAGCUGCCACGAGUCGUUUUGUUAAACUAUUUGUGGACACUUUACAAACUAAAACAAAAUCCUCUUUAUUAUGCAAUCUCAAUUCACCAUCCGAUUUACUAUUCUUGACACCCUAUUUAUUUCACACUAACCCUGAAAUUCGCAUAAAAGCCCUUUCUAUUCUCACUGCAUCCACUGAAAAUCCCGAACUCGCUCAAAAUCAAAAAAUCACAAUCUUUUUUAUUAUUCUUUACCUACUUCGUAACGACCCUCUUAGUUCAGUUCAUCUUCACAUUUUUUAUCAUUCUUUUCCUGAAUUAAUUUCUCCGAAUGAUCCGGUAAUUACUGCUAAAUUAUUGAAAUUAUCGUUGUCUUUGGUCGAACGAAAAGACAUUCAAAAAGAUAUGAAAUUGGGUGCAGUAGGAGUAAGGCUUUUGUUCAAGUUGUGGGAAAAACAAAAAAGAUGUUGGAGAUCUUUGCGAUUCGUGCUGAAUGAGUGGGUGCAGCGUAGAAAACUUAAAGAAAUUCUGAACCAACAAUCUGAUGAAUAUGAAAUGGAAAUUGCUGUUUUGGCUACAAUAAGAGAUAUUUGUAAAACAAAAGCGCGAGACUAUGCAGAAGAAUUAAUUCCUUUCUUAUCAAGCUUACUUCAAUCUGUUAUUUUAUUGCCUAUAAGCAUAUCUUUGAUCAUUGAAGCAUUGAAUGCUAGUGUCGAAGCUGACGUCGUGGAUCCUCGUGCUGCAUGGACUGUAAUAUUAUCAUAUAUUGCCGAUGCAACAAUGCAAUCAGAUUUAUUGAAUAAUGAUAUAAUCUUGAACUUAUGCCAAUUUUACCAAAUUGCUGCUGUAAAAAGCGACGGAUCCGAAGUAUAUAUUGCCUUCAAACAAGAUCUAUUAUCAUUAUAUAUUCGACCACUUAUAUUCCCUUCUUAUUCAUCAUCAACGGAGGUUACUGAUACAAUUCUAUUUGAGAUAUCACCCAAUAAGAAUAUUUUGAAACAUGCAUUACGUGCUCUAUCGUAUUUCCAAGGCCCUGAUAUCUUGAGUAUAUUCCCUGAAUAUCCCAAAACCUUGAUCUCGAAAAUACUUAUUGAAGAUUCUAGUGUCGAAGAAUGGCAAUUAGUAUUCAGCAAAUUGAUUUAUCAUGAGGUUGAUAACAUGCGUCGAGGAUUAUUCAAGGGCAUUUCAGGCGGUAAAUCUGCAAGUGUUGUGACGAGUACCGGAAAUGAAAUAAAAAAAAACCGAAUUCGACAAUUUAAGGAACAAUUACUUAAUAUAUCGCAAAAAGUUAUUAAAGAUUGGGAAAGUGGCACUGUAAAUCCUGGACUUCGUAAUGGUUAUGCGAUUGCCUCGUUAAUUGCUUAUCGGCCAACUUUACCACCGUCUGAACAUAAUUCCCAAAUAGAUAUUAAAUCGACACGGCUUUAUCGAAUGAUGGUUAAUGGAAUUCAGGAUAUCACGUUAACUGAUCAUUGGAUUGUGAGGGUUAAUACGAUAAAUUACUGGUGGAUGUUUUUUGAAAAUGGACUACAUGAGCUUAUAAUUGAUGGAAACAACGACGAAGGAAACGCAGUACAAAACUUGGUGAAUGGUUUGUUUGGAAAAUUGACAGAUGCCAAAUUUCCAGUUUUGUGUCAAAAUGUCAUCUUAGCAUUGGCAGGUUUAUGCCUCGCUCUCAAAUCUUUAAAUAUAUUGUCUGUACAGAUGCAUGCAGGCAAUAUUUUACGCCAUCUGCUUAGCAACUAUGUCUCUGAAACCGCAUCAACUAUGCAUGAUCAACAACAGGAUUGGAGUCUUAUUUCUAGUGAUGAAGUUCAAUUUGCAGUAAUGCUUACUUUAGGAUACUUUACGACAUUAGUUUCAACUGAUGAGAAGUUGAUGCGUGAAGUUAUCGAUACAAUGAUUGUACAGAUUAGUGAUAAAAAUUCAAGUUCCACUUCUGAAUGGGCUCCUUUCGCGUCUUGCUAUGGCCUUGGCAUUCUUUUAUCCCAUCUCGUUUCAUCUCCAACUAAAACAGUUGCAAUGUCAACUUUAUGCACCAACACCGUCUCUUAUAUCUCCGAUUAUUUAUCGAAAGAUGAUUUGCCAUUAAAUAUCUGUCUAGGCAUCAUGCUUGGAUUAGCAAACAUUGAUCGCGAGGAAGAACCGAUAGUAAAAAGUAUAUAUCAAAAAGCGUUGGAAACGUUGCGAAAUUUUGUAGAGAUGAGUGGCAAAUAUGACGGGAAUAAAGAAUUUGUGAUUGGUUCUGUUUGGUUUCUUGCCUUUUCGCAAGGGAAAACAUCAUAUAAAGAGGAAGUGGUGGAAUUAUUGGAAAAAGCGAUGCAAAUCUCUGGAAAAACGAUUAAGUGGAAACAACACUACUUUCAUUUUGCGCAAGCAUAUUUACAUACUCUCCAAAAAAUCCUAGAACUUGACCCGUCUUCUCGCUAUUUAUCAUCAUUCAACGCACAGAUACACUCACACUUACGCAUAAUAAAUUCUCCUGAUUCGACAUCGACCAGUCGUCACACAUCAAUCAUUACGUUAGGCACACUCGCAGGAAUUGAUUUUGUGUUAUCACCAUCUAUCAAUGAUGACUUUGGAAAUGCUUAUUUUUUCAAUAAUUCCUCAGACAAAAUUAUCGUCGAGGUGGUAAACAGUUUAACGAGCAUUGCUGGACUUGGUGGUGGUGCAGGUAUAGAAGCAGCCAUAAUUAGUGAUUUGAAAGGAGCUCGACUUGCUGCUAUUAUUUUAGCGCGAUUAUUUAGAAAAGUUGAGGUAAUCGAUGGAGAGGCUAGUGGUGAGAAUGUGUCAAAUAUUACAAAUACCAGUAAUGAACCAAAGGAUUAUUCUCGAUUGUCUAUAACAAGUUACUUGAGGACUUUGUUCGAUGGAUUGAAUGAAAUUGCCACGAAAGGAAACUUGGCCGAUUCACCAUUAUCCAUAGAAUCUGCUAACUUAAUUUUAUCCACAUUUACUUCCUUAAAUUGUGUUCUGCCUCCUGUCAAUUGGUUUAUCCUUUUAUCCAAAUUCAACAAGCCGACGUUCAAAAAAUAUAAAAUACAUCAUCAAUAUAUCUUGAUGGCAUCUCAACACGCCUCGAAGUCCGCCUCACUAAUGGAAUUUCUUAUACACACGUUGAUUGGCUUCCCUGACAUUAAAGAUGAGGAAAAAAUUGAAUUGAAAAAGCUGCUUAUUAAUCAUGGUCUUGCGAAAAUUUUGGAACUUUCGGGAUUCGCGAGUAGGAAUGGAAAAGUCCUGACUGAGAAACGAAUGGACGUUAGUAAAAGCGUGGUGGUUCCCAAUUCACGUGUUCUCGAAAUUGUUAAUUGCAUUGUUGCGGAUUUGUUUAAUAAUGAUGAUGCAACUGAUCAUAUCGUAUCAUAUAAUAUAAAUGAUGCACACUCUAUCGGAGCAGUGACUGCACUCUAUCAGGAUCUUGUAAAAAUCCUAAAAAUGGUCUACUCAAAAUUACCUCCUCCUAUUACUUUGGAACACAUACUCGUAAUUCGAUUAAUAACCCAAUGUGCAAUCCUUACGAUCGACGACCUCUCAUACUUAUCUUCAAACAAAACUGACGACUUGAAAAAAUACACAUUGACUAUUUGCACCCUUACAGAGCUUGGUCAUCUAGACGCUUCAAAAUAUCUGAACCAAUUACUGCAAGAAUGUUUAGUCUUCAUUGGCAAAAAUCCCAAACUGCAUCAAUCAUCUUCAACACUUUUAUUAUUUUCUUGGAUUGCGCGAGCAAUUUAUCUUGCUAUGAUUGGUCAGAAUACAAAACAGUUAAGGCUUGCGUGGCUUAUUCGAAUACUUGAUGUUUUGAUUGUAACAGAAGAGUUUGACAUCUUGGAGUAUGGCGUUAAAGUUGCGCUAAGUGGAAUCACAAAUACUUGUUUGAUUAGAGAAAAUAUAAAGAGAAAAGAGGAAAAGGAGGAAUGGGAUGACAAUAAGUUUUUACAGAUUGUUCAAAAUUCUGUGAGUGUAAGACGAUUGACUUUGUUAAUCCCAAAUGAAGUUGAUGUCGCCGAUUCGCUGGAUAUUCAGAUUGAAGACUACAAAAAAAAGUUAAAGGCAGCAUCUGAAAAUGGUAUUGUUCAGUUGGAUGGAAAUGGUAUUCGCGUAAUAGACCACAUGGAGGUAGCUGGAUCUCCACAAAAAGCCACUGUAGGGGAUGACAAAAAAGCCCCCGACACAGACCUCGCAAUAUUAAUUGCAAUGCUCACAUCACAUUUAAACUCCUCUUUCGCUUGGUACCAAGACUAA
Messenger RNA from Ambispora leptoticha, 5538 nucleotides. NCBI's taxonomy places the organism in Eukaryota, Fungi, Glomeromycota, Glomeromycetes, Archaeosporales, Ambisporaceae. The record is from the annotation of a GenBank genome assembly.